AUGAAGGAGCCGGAUGCUAUCAAACUUUUCAUCGGACAAAUCCCUCGGAAUUUAGACGAGAAGGACCUGAGGCCGAUUUUCGAACAAUUUGGGAAAAUCUACGAAUUGACAGUCAUCAAAGAUAAAUACACCGGCAUGCACAAAGGAUGCGCCUUCCUGACUUACUGUGCCCGGGAAUCAGCCCUCAAGGCCCAAAGCGCGCUGCAUGAGCAGAAGACACUGCCAGGGAUGAACCGACCGAUUCAGGUGAAACCUGCAGACAGUGAAAGUAGGGGAGAAGACCGGAAACUCUUUGUAGGAAUGCUGGGGAAACAGCAGACGGACGAAGACGUUCGGAAAAUGUUUGAGCCUUUCGGGACCAUUGAUGAAUGCACGGUACUCCGAGGUCCAGACGGCACCAGCAAAGGCUGCGCCUUUGUGAAAUUCCAGAUGCACGCAGAAGCCCAGGCAGCCAUCAGCACGUUGCAUGGGAGCCGCACGUUGCCGGGCGCCUCUUCCAGCCUGGUGGUGAAAUUUGCAGACACGGAGAAGGAGAGGGGUCUCAGGCGGAUGCAGCAGGUGGCCAACCAACUGGGCAUGUUCAGCCCCAUCGCGCUGCAGUUCGGAGCGUACAGUGCCUACACUCAGGCAGUAAGUCCGCAGCUCAUGCACCAGCAAGCCGCCUUGGUCGCCGCUCACUCGGCCUACCUCAACCCCAUGGCGGCCGUGCAGAUGCAGCAGAUGGCCACCCUGGCCCCCAACGGGCUCAUCGCCACCCCCAUCACCCCCUCCUCAGGAAGCAGCACGCCGCCCACCCUCACGGCCACCCCGGUCUCUGCCAUCCCAGCCACCCUCAGCGUCAACGGCUACAGCCCCGUCCCCACGCAGAGCACGGGGCAGCCGGCCUCCGAGGGGCUCUACACCAACGGCAUCCACCCCUUCCCAGCACAGAGCUCGGCCGCCCCUGUGGAUCCCUUACAACAGGCCUACGCCGGGAUGCAACAUUACACAGCUGCCUACCCUACAGCCUACGGACUGGUUAGCACCGCCUUUCCUCAACAGCCCGCUGCCAUCAUCACCCAGCAGGCGCCCCCCCAGCAGAGAGAAGGUCCUGAAGGUUGCAACAUCUUCAUCUAUCACUUGCCGCAAGAAUUCACCGAUUCGGAGAUCUUACAGAUGUUCCUCCCCUUCGGGAACGUCAUUUCGGCCAAAGUUUUCGUCGACCGAGCGACCAAUCAGAGUAAAUGCUUCGGAUUCGUAAGUUUUGACAAUCCCGCCAGCGCGCAAGCCGCCAUCCAAGCCAUGAACGGCUUCCAGAUUGGGAUGAAACGGUUGAAGGUUCAGUUGAAACGCCCCAAAGACGCCAACCGGCCGUAUUGAGCCACUGCCUGCCAGGUCUGGAGCUCAAAGUAGGAGCCAUCUCCGCUUGACCUUUGUCGCCCACUCUCCAACGGCCCAGUUUCCUUCUUCUCUCUGCUCUUCUUCUUCUUCUUCCUCAUCCAUCUCCUAGAAAAACGGCUUCUUCCGGGCAUCGAAUGCUUUCCUCGUUGACUUGAUCCUGUUGGCCAUCAAGACUUCUUCAAAGAUGGAGUCCCACCAGACCAGCUUCUUCUCCUGCUGCCUCCUCUCCAGCGUGGGAUCCAUGCCUCUCUCUCUCCUUUAGGUCCAACUGAGGAACACCAGGUGGGGGUGGGGGGAGAGAGCUGUCUCAAGAAGGUCCAUUCUUGGUCAACGGUGGAACGAUGAAGCGUGGAGACUUGGGAAGAAGCAGGACGUUGAUUUUUGGAUGGAUUUGAGAUGGACUUACUUGAGACUGGUGGAUUCAAGAUCAGAAAGCAGCCACUUUUGGGGAGGGCUCAUCCUCACAGCGUCUCCCCCUCCCCCACUUUCCCCGACCCACGCCAUCUUCUUGCAGGCAUUGGUGAAGGUUGGGUUGACGUCAACGGUCCAAGCCAAAAUUCAGCUACCUCUUAACUUUGUACAUCUCAACCACCCGAUGGUCCUUGCGAAAGAGGGGGAAUGAUCCAUGCUCUCCAGAUGCUACCAAGUCGCCUCCCUGAGCCUCCCUCACCUUAAAACCACGCCAGCCACAGUCGCUGGGCAUUGUAGUCCUGGAGGUUUGAGAAAAACCACAGGUUUCCCUCAAUCUGCUUUCUCAGCUCCCCGAAGACGGAUCGAAACGAUAAGUUGAUGAUCGCCAAAGAGGAAUUUCCCCCAAAUAACUAGAGAAGGAAAUUUCUCCCCCUCUCAACUCCCCACAGAAAGAAGUGGAAGAAUGUUGAAUAUUAAUUGCCAAUAAUGUCAAUAAUGUUUGACAUUAAUUGCUUUUUUUUACCCCUUCCUCCAGCCCCCUCAUCAGAUUAUUUUCUGGAUUUGGGGCAUUUGCUUGCUUCCAAAAUUUUGGGGGGAAAAAGAUGAGUUUUGGAAGUUUGAAAGCUGAAAUUAUCAUUUUCCCCCCCUCUGCUGCAGAGAAGUAAUAGGAGUGUUGGAAGGGACCUUGGAGGUCAUUUAGUCCAACCCUCUGCUCACGCAGGGGACCCGUACUAGGGAUUCAAACCGCCAAACUGCCGGCCUUUCUGAUCGACAAGCUCAGCGUCUUAGCCACCUAGUCAGGCAAUGAUGUGAUGGGGAAGGUGAGGAGAUUAUGCAGGGAUGCGACGGGCAGCCUCCUCACUCGUUAAGUGUGUGUGUGGAAGCGAAGGCUUUGUUCUAAAAGUUAGUUUCCUGCAGUGAGGAAGAGGCAGACAAGCUUCCGAUGAACA
Messenger RNA from Ahaetulla prasina, 2741 nucleotides. It is a transcript of the gene CELF3, whose product is annotated as CUGBP Elav-like family member 3. Lineage: Eukaryota; Metazoa; Chordata; Lepidosauria; Squamata; Colubridae. The record is from RefSeq and is a predicted model, not a curated record. Gene Ontology annotation, cellular component: cytoplasm; nucleus; ribonucleoprotein complex. The transcript is spliced from 13 exons. The coding region runs from base 1 to 1359 and encodes 452 amino acids. Gene Ontology annotation, biological process: regulation of alternative mRNA splicing, via spliceosome; mRNA splice site recognition. Gene Ontology annotation, molecular function: mRNA binding.